This is a messenger RNA of Antrostomus carolinensis (chuck-will's-widow), 883 nucleotides long. It is a transcript of the gene MOB4, whose product is annotated as MOB family member 4, phocein. The coding region runs from base 34 to 615 and encodes 193 amino acids. NCBI's taxonomy places the organism in Eukaryota, Metazoa, Chordata, Aves, Caprimulgiformes, Caprimulgidae. The transcript has 7 exons. The record is from RefSeq and is a predicted model, not a curated record.
UUCUACAAUUGGCCUGAUGAAUCCUUUGAAGAAAUGGAUAGUACAUUAGCUGUCCAGCAGUAUAUCCAGCAAAACAUAAGGGCAGACUGUUCCAACAUUGAUAAGAUCCUUGAACCUCCUGAAGGCCAGGAUGAAGGUGUAUGGAAGUAUGAACAUUUAAGACAAUUCUGCCUUGAGCUCAAUGGACUAGCUGUCAAACUUCAGAGUGAAUGUCACCCAGACACAUGUACUCAGAUGACAGCAACUGAACAAUGGAUUUUUCUGUGUGCAGCUCAUAAAACUCCCAAAGAGUGUCCUGCUAUAGACUACACCAGACACACACUUGAUGGAGCUGCAUGUCUUCUGAAUAGCAAUAAAUAUUUCCCCAGCAGGGUUAGCAUAAAGGAAUCCUCUGUAGCCAAAUUAGGAUCAGUGUGCCGAAGGAUUUACAGAAUAUUUUCACAUGCUUAUUUUCAUCACCGGCAAAUAUUUGAUGAAUAUGAAAAUGAAACUUUCUUGUGUCACCGGUUCACUAAAUUUGUGAUGAAGUAUAAUCUGAUGUCCAAGGAUAACCUGAUUGUACCAAUUUUGGAAGAAGAAGUACAAAAUUCAGUGUCAGGGGAGAGUGAGGCAUGAGGGGAAGGGCAGUACAGAAGCCUGUACUGAAUAUAAACAAAACAUUAAUUAUGUACUGUAUAUAUCAUUUUAGACACUUCAAUCACGUAUCCUCAUAGCUUUGUUAGUAUACUUUUUGUAUGCUGUGUGCAUUGCCUUUUAUUAUGGGAAAUACUUUAAGUUAUUCAUGGGCUGUAUAUUCAUCAAUGUGGCACUCAUGGUUUUUAAAUAAAAGUAGUAGUAUCUGUUUAUAAUGCCUGUUAAUAAAAGAAUUUACAGUUCUCUAAAA